AUGGAUGGAUCUCGGAGAGGUACCCCCUCACAUCUCAGCUUAUCACGCCAAACUCCAUUCCGACGUUUGACAAUUUAUAACGAUACUGAUGGAAUCUUGGCGCAGAAUGGUAUCAUUCAUAACUGUUCUCAUCCUCCUUCAUCGGAGAAUGAUCCACAUUUCCGAAUAACGGAAGAACAGAUGAUUUUGGCGAUAUUCGCUUAUAUCGAUCAUCUAUUCACUAAAAUCAAGCCACAAAAAGUCUUUUUCAUGGCUAUUGAUGGUGUAGCUCCAAGAGCUAAAAUGAACCAACAAAGAAGUAGACGAUUUCGAACGGCAAAAGAUGCUGUUGAAAAAAGACAAGAAGCUGAAAAGAAAGGCGAAAAAUUGCCUGAAGAAAAAGCUUUCGAUUCAAAUUGUAUUACGCCAGGGACACCAUUCAUGGCAAGGCUCUCAAAUCACCUUAAAUAUUAUGUAACUAAGAGAAUCUCAGAAGACGCUGAGUGGAGAAACGUCAAGGUUAUUCUAAGUGGACAUGACGUACCUGGAGAGGGUGAACAUAAAAUCCAAGAAUUUAUAAGGUUGACAAAAGCUCAACCUGAUUAUAACCCAAACACAAGACACUGUUUAUAUGGUUUAGAUGCAGAUUUGAUCAUGUUAGGUUUAUUAAGUCAUGAUCCUCAUUUCUGUCUGUUAAGAGAAGAAGUUACUUUUGGAAGGAAAUCAAAGAAGACCACCGGUCUCGCAAACACCAACUUUUACCUUUUACACCUGUCAUUACUUCGAGAAUAUCUGGAUCUGGAAUUCGGAUCUCUCGCCACACAAAUAUCAUUCAAAUAUGAUCUUGAACGAAUCAUAGACGAUUUCAUCCUCAUGGCUGUGUUCGUAGGAAAUGAUUUCUUGCCUCAUUUACCGGAUUUACAUAUCAAUGAAGGAGCCUUGGAGAGAAUUUGGGGAAUCUACAAAGAGAUUUUACCCGUUGCCGGGGGAUAUCUCAACGAGCAUGGAACGAUCUCCUUGCCCCGACUUCAACUCAUGCUUGACAAGUUGGCGCAGUUCGAGAUUGACAACUUUGAAGAAGAAUACGCAGACCAGAACUGGUACAAGGGCAAGCAGCAAAAGGAAAUUGAAGCGAUGGAGAAGGCUCGAAAGAGGGGAAAGAUGGUCAUUACCAAGGACCAACAGAAAAUAUUGAAUCAAAUCAAGCAAUUUGUCACCAAACAUCAAGCUAGACCUUCAUCUGCCGAUCGAUGCGUAUUGGUGAACAAUUUCUCCGCUAGAGACCAACGAUUUGUUCAAGAAUUAGGGGAUCAGCUCCAUCUACUCACCAAGUGGGACGAGGUGGAUGAUUAUGGUCAAAAUAUCGUCGUCAUGACUUUUGACCUUGAGGGAGUGAGCGAGGAUGGAGCCUCUGCCGUCGCCGAAGAGGAGGCUGACGGCGAAUGGGAAUCUGAGGAAGAAGAGGAAUCAGAAGGUGAUUUGGCUAUUCAAAGGAUAUUUGCUAAAUACAACAAAGCCAAAGUGGUUGACAAUGUCGUGGAAGACUUUGAGGAAGCUUACGAGGAUAAGCUGAAGGAGAAUUUGGAUGAUUGGAAGAAAAGAUAUUACAAGGAGAAGCUUGAGCUUGAUUUCAACAAGCCUGAAGAUAUGCACAGCAUUGUUUUCAGAUAUAUCGAAGGUCUUCAAUGGAUUUUAAACUAUUACUAUAAAGGUGUAUCAAGUUGGGGAUGGUUCUAUAACUUCCAUUAUGCUCCUAGAAUUACCGAUCUUAAGGGUAUUGCCGAGUACAAGUUCGAUUUCGAUUUUGGAAAACCAUUCACGCCGUUCCAACAAUUGAUGGGUGUUUUGCCAGAGGAAAGUAAAGAGCAUGUUCCUCCAGCUUAUAGGGAUCUGAUGUUCGAGGAGACCUCCCCUAUCAUUGAUUUCUAUCCUAAAGACUUUGCUCUCGAUAUGAAUGGAAAGAAACAAGAUUGGGAAGCUGUUAUCAAAAUCCCCUUCAUUGACGAAAAACGUUUACUCAAGGCCAUGGCUGCUCGAGAGGUCCGACUUACAAGCGAAGAGAAAGAUCGGAACAAGAGUGGUGUGGUCGCCACCCAAUUCGUCUUUGAUGAUCAUCAAGAUACUACCUACCCAUCUUCCGCGCCCGGGUAUUUCCCUGAUCUCGUCAAAAGUCAAUGUCGAUCCAGUCCAUUCAAUCUUCCUACUUUAGGUGAUGGCAUCAACCUUAUCCUUGGUCUUCUCGACGGUGUUCAUCUGGGUGCAUCAGCUUUGGCUGGUUUCCCAUCACUUCAGACGUUAGCUCAUCAAGGCACAUUGGGAUAUCACGGCGUCAACGUGUUCCAGUCCGAUUCCAAAAAUCAAUCUAUGAUCAUUACAGUCACAUCCAAGCAUGAUCGACCCAACACCGGUGAUAUCGCGAAGAGAAUGAUUGGACAACGAACAUUUCAUUCUUGGCCUUAUCUUCACGAAGGAAUGGUAGUCGCCGUUUCUGAUGAUAUGUUCAAGUAUGAACUGCAACAAAUGGGUAAAAUUGCAAAAGUGGUCAGCACCCCUCAUAACCCUUACCAAGCUAUUGCUUUCAAGAAACAAGCGGAUCACAUCGAGCAUCACAAUUCCAAGAGAUUCGGUAUCAUCACCGGCAGUGUAGAUGUCGUGCUUCACGUCAGACCCCUGAAAGGAUUGAAACGUCUUGACACGGGUGCUCUCGUCAAAGAUUACGAAGCUCCCGAAAAGGAGAUCGCUCAAGCUUAUCAAUUGGCCGUCACUCAAGUGACUUUCGAAGACGAAAGAUACCUGGAAAAAGACGCUCCUCCCAUGUCGCAAGAAUUUCCGAAUGGUGAGAAGGUCAUUUUCUUGGGUCACAUGGCGUAUGGCACAGCUGCCCAAGUCAUCGGAACGACCGAGAAAACGCUUGAUGUUGGUUUAGCAUUCUUCCCUUCUGAAAAGCAAGAGAACCAAAAUUUCUCAAGACUUGUUGCGCAUCGACCUACUGGAAUUUAUUACCCAUCCCCAGUGCUCGCCCGUCGAAUCGGUGUUUCCCCUUUGGCACUGUCAAGAGUCACGUCAACCCUCUUGGUCUUGCUCGAAGAUGGAUCGAGAACGAACAUCGGUCUUGCACUGAAAUUCGAAUCAAAGGGAUUGAAGGUAUUAGGAUAUUCAAGAAGGAAUGACAAAGGAUGGGAGUUUUCUGAAAAGACAGCUCAGGUGCUCAAGGAGUACAAAGAAGCGUUCCCAGAACCUUUUGGCAAUCUCGAUAGUAGAGGUGGAGAUCUUGUCACCUCUGCUGAGCUCUGCCCUACAGCCGAAGAUCCUGACAAAGUGGUCAAGGGAAUGAAAAAGUGGUUGAAAGAGAAGGAUUUGGUUGAUCUAGACACUGUUUCUCUUUUUGCUGAACAACUUGAGAAGGAAUCUGUUCAAAUGAUCGAAAAGUUAGCUGAUCAAUACCGGAACCAUAAGUCACCCGAUCAAAUCAAAAGAGCAGUUGUCAAAGCUAUUCCUCGACAAGCGGUCCUCAAACCUUGUCACGCGAUUUACCGGCUUCAAGGGCAGAAAUUCGCAGUUGGCGAUCGAGUCAUCAUGGUUCAAGAUGCCGCCGCUGGAGGUGUCCCAUUAGCCAUGAAAGGUGUCGUAGUCGGGUUAGGUACGAGAGAUAUCGAUGUUGUCUGGGACGUACCAUUCAUGGGCGGUGAGACUCUGCAAGGCAGAUGUUCCGAAUAUAGAGGAUCCACUGUGCCAUUCUCAUCAUGUCUGAAUCUUACACAACCUCAAUUCGGAGUCGGAUUUGAAUCAGGAGCUAAACCUCUUGGUCAAAAUGCUCCUUUCAAACCUCAAUUAGGACCAAGACCUGUUCUACAAAUGCAGAAUUAUCAACCUUCCAUCCCUCACAAAAACAAAUAUCAACAACAUGACCAACACCAACAACCCACCAUCAUGCGAAACCCUAAUCGAGCACUGCCAAACCAAGUCAAUGGGAAUACGUCUUAUGGAAAUGCAACUAAAGGUGUCAAACCACCUGUUCAGCAACAACAAGCACAGGGCCAAGGUUUAUCGAGUCACGGAGAAAGAUUAGCAAAUGCUUUGGGAGCGAAACAUGUCGCUCAUAGACCUGGUCAUGCUCUACCUUCACAAGUAGUCAGAAGUCCAAACAAGCAGACCAACGUAGCUUUGCCAUUACCUCUACCUGUGUCUCAAGGUCAACCUCCUGCUCAGCACCAAGGAGGAGAGCAGAAUGGGGAUGGAAGGGGAAGAGGAAGAGGUGGAUUUAGAGGAAGAGGCGGACGAGGAAGGGGUGGACGAGGUGGUGCAAGGGGAGGUGCGCAGGUCAACGCGUAA
Messenger RNA from Kwoniella shivajii, 4311 nucleotides. Its product is annotated as 5'-3' exoribonuclease 1. Bases 1 to 4311 code for a protein of 1436 amino acids. NCBI's taxonomy places the organism in Eukaryota, Fungi, Basidiomycota, Tremellomycetes, Tremellales, Cryptococcaceae. The record is from RefSeq and is a predicted model, not a curated record. Gene Ontology annotation, molecular function: 5'-3' exonuclease activity; nucleic acid binding. Gene Ontology annotation, biological process: nuclear-transcribed mRNA catabolic process. The transcript is spliced from 11 exons.